AUGCCUCUGGCCGGCGACAUUGGAAAAGUCUGCUACUCUGUAAUGCUUUUACUAGAAAUAAAAAGUUCACUCUAAGACAUUGAUAAUAAUUUAAUUGAUUAAUCAAAGUAAAGCUAAUAAAAUAACUCGACUAAUAACUCUCUAUAUAAUAAUAAUAACACUUAAAAAACUUAAUUUUUACUAAUUUUGGCUGCAAUUACCUUCUCAAUCUUAUGCUUCUCCAUGUAUAAAGUUUAUAAAGCUUGGAAGUAUCUUGAAUUAUACAACAUUUUUUCUGACAGAAAUUUAGGUCAUAAUCCUUAAAGACGAGCUGUUGAUAUUUCCAGUAACAAUAUUAGAUAAAGAGCAAAAUCUACAGAUGGCUUGAACGAAGUUGAGCUACAAACUCUAAAAAAGACAUAGUUUGAAGCCAUCUAAUUAGAGCCUAAGCAGAGUUAACCAAGCCAAACAUGCUCUAUCUGCUUUUUAGAAAUCGAAAAUAAAAGUUCUAUAUAUGAAUUGGAGUGUAAACACAUGUUUCAUUCUGAGUGUUUAGAUACUUGGCUAAAAAAUAAAAAUAGCUGUCCAAACUGUAGGUCAAAAGUCAUUUAAAGGAGUUAGCUAGUAAUUUAAAGCUUGGAAGAUUCUGAUAUUUCCAUUUCAACCAAUAGCAAUACUAAUAAUAAUGAUUAGCUUUUCUAGCAAAUUAUGAGGUAAAACGGUGAUUUGAUUGACUAGCAAAUUAUCUAAAUUGGCCACUCUGAUAUCCAUAAUCAAAACGAAAAUUAAGAAGAAGGAUAAAUAUACAACCCUUAACCCAGCAUAGGUAACAUAGUAGAUGCAGAUGAAGAAAAUCAUAUUCAUCACAUUCCAAGAACAUCAGAUAAUUUACAGUACUCUAGUUAGCAAUAUUUAUAGGCCGCUCAUUAUUGA
Messenger RNA from Tetrahymena thermophila SB210, 912 nucleotides. Its product is annotated as zinc finger, C3HC4 type (RING finger) protein. The record is from RefSeq and is a predicted model, not a curated record. Lineage: Eukaryota; Ciliophora; Oligohymenophorea; Hymenostomatida; Tetrahymenidae. The transcript has a single exon.